Molecule: messenger RNA, 2769 nt
Organism: Lodderomyces elongisporus
Lineage: Eukaryota; Fungi; Ascomycota; Pichiomycetes; Serinales; Debaryomycetaceae
Gene: HUL4
Product: putative E3 ubiquitin-protein ligase
Exons: 1
Coding region: 1-2769 (922 amino acids)
Biological process (GO): protein polyubiquitination
Molecular function (GO): ubiquitin protein ligase activity
Source: RefSeq, a predicted model, not a curated record
AUGACAAUAAGUGCAAACCAAUGCAAUGGACCUAUACAAAAACCAAAACUUGAACCUGUGGAUUCCAGGUCCGGUUGGAACUUGAACAAGAUAUUUUCGUUUGGCACCUCCGUUGCAAAGAAAACUUCUAGCUGUAAUGCACGCGAAUCGACUUGUAGUAAGAAUAACCAGGCUGAGAAUUCCUCAACGCAAGGAAUAGAAACGAGGGAGGAGCUGGUACAAAGCAAUGUACUGACUAGCAGUACACCCUCUACAAAAGAUAUUCACAAGUGUUUUUGUUGUGGGACAAUAUUAGCUGUUCCACCUAGAGCAGGUAAAUUUCGGUGCUCAAUCUGCCAGACAACAAAUAUACUAGUAGAGUUAAUUACAAAGCCAGAAUUAGAUGAACGAAUCGGAAUGGAAAAGGGUUCCGAGCCAAUCUCAGUGGCGCUGGUAAAAAGUUUGAUUGGUGAGUGUUAUGACAGAUUGCAAAAGAACAAAACCGAUUUGGGAAGCAGCAAGUCACUACACGAGAUAUUUGAUCCACUUGGCAAAUACUUGUAUGAUGUAUUUUCAUCGCAUGAUUUGUUGAAUAAAGCAUUUUUCAGCAAACCACAAUAUGAAAUGCUAAAUAGUUCAAACAAGACAAACUCAGUUCACGUGGAUAGAAAAGGGAUCAAAGAGGUGUUUUUUUUACUCACAACACUACCUACAAAACGGCCGUUAUAUUAUGCUCUUAAAGGCGCUAAUUGUCUGUUGCGUCGACUUGAACGAGUAUUCACACGAGGGCUUGAUGAAGACCGUUGGGUAUUUAUACUUUUUGAAAUACCCUUUUUCCAAAUAUCCUUAACCCCGCCAAGUGUGCAAAAGGUUCCAGAAAUGACCGAUGCUCCGGAGAUUAGGAUGCUUUGCUACGAGAUAUUGAAAAGAUGUUUAGGUGUGUUAUCAAACAUUCACGAUUCAAAAAAAACAAAACAGAUUGUUUUAAACUUUGCAAGAAUGGACGAAAGUGCUUUCUUUUCGAUAUUGGAGGUUUUCAAUCUAUAUCUUUCAUUUCAACUUAAAAAGUAUUAUUGUGUUGCAAACAAUCCUCAAAAUAGUCACGAUGGCUCCCACUCGCCAAAUUCAAUUCUUGUUCCAAGCUUGGAAGAAGACGAAGAGUAUUAUAGAGUUGUGGCCUUGAAGGCUGAGACAGAACUGGCUUCUCAAUCACUAGUGUCACUAUUAAUCCCUGGUAAUUCCAAACACCUUGAUGCUGGUCCUUCUCGUUCUUAUUCGAGCAAGAAAUCACGCAAGGAAAACAAGAUCAAGUUGCUCCAAUAUGGUAAUGACUGGAGAAUUCAUAGUGUACUUGUGGCAAUACUGUUUUUGUUUCGGGCAAAUAGAUUACGUUCCAAGCCAAUACCAACUUAUCAUUUUUACAAUUUUCUAGUUGACUACGUCCAUAUCAAAGUUGACUUUGACACGUGGCAGAGAGAUGAGCGUCGAGCACAACGCAAAGAUGCAAUAAUGAGAGAUGUGCUUAAUUCGAUCCAUGGAUCUGGCGCUCGCAACAGCAAAAGUGUAAAUUUUAAUUUCUACAUGUGCCAAUACCCAUUUACUAUUUCGUUGGGUAGUAAAAUAUCUAUUUUGGAACACGAGGCACGCCGGCAAAUGGAACGGAAAGCAGAAGAGGCAUUCAUCAACUCACUCGACAAGCGCGUAGUUUUUGACACCCACCUCAGGAUAAGCGUUAGAAGAGAUCAUGUAGUUCAAGAUUCAUUGCGAUGCUUGCAAAACAACUUGGGGAGUUUUAAGAAAAGCUUGAGAGUCCUGUUUUUGAACGAGCCAGGAAUAGAUGCGGGGGGUGUUCGUAAAGAAUGGUUUAUGUUGUUGACAAAGGAGAUCUUCAAUCCUUUAUCAGGGAUGUUUUCAAAUAUUGAGGAUUCAAACUUGUUGUGGUUUGCACUUGGUCCUACCGAGAGGGAAGAUAUGUAUCAACUUUUUGGUUCUAUUUUGGGGUUGGCGCUAUACAACUCAACUGUAUUGGAAUUGAAUUUUCCUCAAGCAUUGUACAAGGUCCUCGCUGGUAAAAGUUUAAAUCAACUGGACUACAAAACACUUCAUCCCACUAUAUAUAGAAGCUUAAGCUCACUUCGUAAAGUGGAUGCAAACGAAUUGAAUACGCUUGGUUUGACAUUCGAAGUAACAUACAAGGAUGUUUUGGGCACCACUCAGACGAAAGAGCUUAUUGAAGGAGGAGCCGAUGUAUUGGUCGAUGAAUCCAACUUGGAGCAAUAUAUUGACCUAUAUACUCUAUUUUUUUUGCGAGAUGGAGUCAGUCGUCAACUCGACGCCUUUAUUGACGGCUUCAAAAAUGUUAUCGGAGGCAAUGCGUUGUCGUUAUUUGACGAGGAAGAAAUUGAGCUUCUACUUUGUGGCCACACAGACCAUGGCAUUGACGUGGAGAUCUUGGAGUCUGUAACCAAGUAUACUGGCUGGCCUUCUGCUCAGGAGGCCAAAAACUCGACUGUGAUUAAAUGGUUUUGGGAGAUCAUGCAGAGUAUGGAUCAAAACCAUCGCAAAUUGCUCAUGUCAUUUGUCACGGGGUCAGACAGAGUACCAGCAACGGGAAUUCAAAAUUUGCCAUUUAGAAUACACUUGCUAAAUGAUAAUCAAGAUAGUUGUAGAUUACCAUUGGCACAUACUUGCUUUAAUGAGCUUGCUAUAUACAACUAUAGUAGUAAAGAGAAAUUAAGUCAAAAAUUGUAUAGAGCCAUGGAAGAAAGUUCAGGCUUUGGCAUUAAAUGA